This is a messenger RNA of Ceraceosorus guamensis, 4541 nucleotides long. RefSeq names its product WD40 repeat-like protein. Lineage: Eukaryota; Fungi; Basidiomycota; Exobasidiomycetes; Ceraceosorales; Ceraceosoraceae. Gene Ontology annotation, biological process: biosynthetic process; tRNA wobble uridine modification. Gene Ontology annotation, cellular component: elongator holoenzyme complex. The transcript is spliced from 5 exons. Gene Ontology annotation, molecular function: protein binding; catalytic activity. The record is from RefSeq and is a predicted model, not a curated record. The coding region runs from base 226 to 4446 and encodes 1406 amino acids.
UCAUGACCUCAGACUCGAUUGUCCCGCCACGUACCUCUGCGAGUCCCCGUGUCAUCAGCAGGCUCCCUCCACCUUGCUGACAUUACACGCACGCACGCACGCACGACUGCGAUUCGGCGAGCAAAGACUCCAGACUCCCACGGGACUCACACCACAUCACAUUACGGUCUUGACGAACUUUUGUAGCUGUCCCAUCUUUUUCGCAAGCGUUCGCCGUGUCCAGCCAUGCAGCCGGCUGUGGAUGCGACUGCGACUGCGACUGCGACUGCCAGCAAGAGCGCACAGCAGGCGGCGAGCCAGCCAGUGACUUCCUUGCCACCACCACCACCACCACCACUACCACCACCUACCACAGCUCACAGCCGACUGCAAUCAGAGGACAUCUACAUCUCCUCAUCCGUCCAAAGAUUAUCCCACGUGGCCGACUGCACCACACUGCACCUCGAUGAUGCAAAGGGAGAACAGACAGCCUUGCCAGUGCUCGCUUUCGCUUCGGAUAGAAGAGUCGCCAUUUGCUACCCUACGCCCAGUGCACUAUCGACGCAUACACUCCUACAACGACUACCAAGCCCCAUCUCCGUCCUCAAAUUCGCUCACAAUCCCGCUCACCAAGCCGCGCCUCUUCUUCUGGCUGGUCUGACAGAUGGUCACGUGUUCAUUUGGCAAGCGUGGAGGAGCAGAUAUGGCGAUGAGAAGCUGUGCAGGUUGUCGGAUCAGGAACAGCUGGUGCCUGCGCAUGCUCGAGCAGUCAAAUGGUCCUGCGUAGCUCGAGCAAAGAGCCACUCUCCCAUCAAGGCGCUCGCUGUCCACAGACCCGCACAAGCAACAGUCAGCAUCGGCAGCGCCGCUGCUGCGAGGGAGAAGGCGAAGAGCGACAGUGUAGUGCUGGUCACUGGCCACGCCGACUCUUCUUUGCGCGUAUGGAGAGCAGCUCGUACAGAUGCCUACGCUCCAGCUUCAGCCGAGCAUUCUGAUGAGCCUGCUCCGAUCCAACUGGCACAAGGGCAAGCUCUGCAGCUGCAAAACGUGUCUUCGAGCUACAAAGCAUCGCCUCUACCCUUGGAUGCUGCGCUUGUACACGUCGAUGAGAACACGGCUCUGCUCGCAGUGGCUUCCACAAGCAGCACGAUCGCAAUCUUUGGCUCGGUAUCAGGAGAGUCUUUCGUGCCGCUGUGCGAUCUUUCGGGACAUACGGACUGGGUCAGAUCGCUAGAUUUCGUCCAACCUCGCCAGACCUCAAAGACCCUCUUGCUCGCUUCGGGAGCUCAAGACGGCUCCGUGCGUCUAUGGAGAUUCUGCUCCGCCGAAGACGCGGGUGCUUCCAGCUCCGAGGCUGUUGCGGAGAAGAGAGAGGCAGCAGCGCCACAGCAGCUGGACGCGUUCGAUCAGUUGGCAUCCAAAUUGGAGAGCAAUUUCAGCGCGCAGCCUAAAAGAGCUCGGGAUCUGGUCUCCGCUUCGCAAAACUUUGUUUUGGGCGAGGAGAGGUGGAGAGCUAGAUUGGAUGCGCUCUUGGCUGCGCACGAAGGAUGGGUCACUUCUGUUCGAUGGGCUUCGUCGGCUCCUGUGCAUGCUGGCGCGCGCGCACAAUCUUCGACAGAGAGGGGGGCAGGAGCGUACGCUGCGCUCUUGUCCUCCAGCGCCGACAAUAGUGCAAUUCAUUGGGGACCAGCUAGUGCACUUGCCAGCGCCGUCGAUCAGCCUUUGGCUCGAUUCGAAGCAUCCGAAAGGACAGGCGAAAGCGAAGAGGACCAGUCGUGGAUGCCCUUGCAUCGUUUCGGAGACUUGGGCACUCAAGGUACCGUCUCUUUGGGUUUGAUGGGCGCUCUUUGGCUCCCUGAGCGAGCGUUCGCUGCGAGCGCUUCGGAUGACGCUCCAUCGAACGGCACUUUGAGGAAUAGCGGUAGCGCCAACGUGGGCAAGGAUGUGAUCACGUACGGAUGGAACGGGUCUUUCAGACGCUACGUGGUGCGCAAGGAAGAAGAGACCCAUGCGAGCGCAUGGCGAAACGUGUUUGCUCCGGCUGGACAUUGGCAACGCAUCAAUGCGGCAAAGUGGGAGCCGCAAGGCAAGUACUUUGCCACCGCUAGCGACGACCGGACCACGCGCAUACACGCCCGAGUGCGCAUCGCACGAUCCGCUCAGAAGUCACGCUCGGCUUGGCACGAAAUUGGUCGACCGCAGACGCACGGCCAUGCGAUACGUUCCUUGGCCUGGCUGGACCGCUUCGCAUUGGCUUCUGCAGCGGACGAAAAGGUGGUGCGGGUGUUUGAGAGCACGAGGGGGUUCGUGCAGAGCAUUGCGAGGCUCGGAUGUGCGCGAGGUGCGAAGAGGAGCAGCUCGGCCGUACUGCUCGUUCGACUGGGAGACGUCAACACGACGGAUGUGUCGCGCUUGAAAGAGGCGAUCGAAAAGGUCGCGCAGCUUGCGACGACUUCGCAAAAAGGCCGACUGAUCAUCUUGUUGAAUUCGCCUUCGUUUGAAGGCCUUGCUCAAGGGAGACCCAUCAAGGCGUCGUUCGAAAAGGUCGAAAGCUUGCUCAAGGGCGUUUAUGCCCUGGCUUGGGCUGUGGCGGUGCAAAAGGAACGUUUGGAUGCGCAGAUCGAUGUGCUCUUUGCGGAAGAUGUGCAGGUGCGAAGGAGCCGUCGCAUGGCGCUGAGCCUGUGCCAGACGGAAACGCUGCAUGUUCUGGACGACCGACCCGCUCCGCAGCGCGAUGACUUGUCGCUCGACUUUGCCGAGCACAUGGAGCGCAUUCCUGCUCCUGCUCGGCAAGGUGACCAGGAAAAAGGCGAACAAUCUGGCGAAGCGCUUCACACCUUUCCGCAGUACCGCAAUGUGGCGAUGGGAGGGACUUUUGAUCACCUGCAUGUAGGGCACAAGAUCUUGCUGAGCAUUGCUGCGCUGCUCAGUCGAGAUCGACUCAUCGUGGGAAUCACGGGAGACAGCAUGUUGUCAAAGAAGGCCAAUGCGGAAUUGUUGGAGGACAUCGUGGAGAGGGUGGAGAGGGUGAACGAAUUCUUGAAGAGGUUCAGGUAUGGACAACCGCCCUUGGAGAGGUUCGUCAGGGAACUAAAAGAUGUUGCUGGACCUGCUGGGACGGAGAGGGAUUUGCAAGCUGUGCUCACCACGGACGAGACGAUUUCCGGAGGAGAUUUCAUCGACAAGAUUAGAAGGGAACGCGGGCUUUGCGAGGUGCGAAGAGAAGUGAUCGGUGUGAUUGGCGCGCAGGGCCAGACGGAUGUCAAGGGCGAUGCAAAGGAGCUGGCUGCUAGCAAGAUUGGAAGCACGGCCAUCCGAGCUUGGUUGGCCAAGCGAAAGGACCAAGAAGAUGCGACGUUGGCUAGACGUGAGACAUCAUCGGAUGAGGAGGAGGAGCAGGACGGGGAGGAGGAGGAAUUUUUGCGCUGCUGCUCUGCGACCGAGCAGGACAGACCGGUCGGGGCUAGCGUACCCCCGCUCGGUCUGUCCAAUCGAGCUCUUCGAUCCGUCGAAGAGGACAUUCUCGAACCUCCAUCAGCGUCCGGUCAGGAUGUGGGCAAAGCGAGGAUCUCCUUGUCCUCUGCAUUUGCCCAUGCUCCCACAGAGGAAGAAUUGCACGCUACGACGCUCUGGCCAGAGGUGCACAAGUUGUACGGGCACGAAUUGGAGUUGCUGCAGAUGGACUGCGUCGAGAUGGAUGGGGCGAGAUGGAUCGCUAGCUCGGCUCAGGCAAAGAGCGUCAAGGAUGCUACGGUCAGGAUACAUCGACACUUUGCGGCAGAGGCGCAGGGUCAGCCUUCUAAUUGGCAAGAGGUGCAUCGAUUGGAAGGACACUCGUUGGGCGUCACGGCCAUCGCAUUUAGUCCCAGCAGUCCUGAUGACGAACGCGCGCGAUACUUGCUAACCGCGAGCAGAGAUCGGACGUGGCGACUCUACGCUAGGGAAAUGGUCGAGCAAAAGGCCGCCACUUGGAAAUUCGUCGCCGAGUCGGGCAAAGCUCACACGAGGAUCAUCUAUGGCGUAUCGUGGGCACCGCAAGCCUUGCAGCAGCAGCAGCAGCAGCAGCAUCGCGCUGGAGCCACACUGAUCUUUGCCACGGCUUCGAGGGACAAGACGGUCAAGAUUUGGAGGUUGAGCAUGCAAACUGCCUCCGUCGAGCUCUUGCAAACUUUCAAGUUGGCUCAUGCUUGUACCAGCGUCGCUUUCCACACAUCUCUGAUGCUGGCUGUAGGAUGCGAGAAUGGCGAUGUGGUCCUACUGGGUCCGCUCGAAGCUCGACGUGAGAAGAGGGAAAAGGAUGCGCUGGGGCCGGGUAGGGAGUGGGAGGUCAAGGGAACGCUUUGGGAACAUCAUGCGGAUGCUGUGACGCAGCUCGCUUGGAGACCUUGCGAUGAGCCUGCUCGCCACACUCUACUUUCUGCUGCUGAUGACGCCGUCGUUCGCCUAUCCCUCGUCUAUGUAGAGUAAGCACCCUUGGUGCAACCUUGCUCGAAUCAAUCGUUUGGGCGUCUGAAUGAUUGCUCAUUCGCUCGACGCGGUGUGUAACUCUAAGCCUUUAUACA